Elaeis guineensis (African oil palm) is the source of this 790-nucleotide messenger RNA. RefSeq lists its product as uncharacterized. The record is from RefSeq and is a predicted model, not a curated record. Lineage: Eukaryota; Viridiplantae; Streptophyta; Magnoliopsida; Arecales; Arecaceae.
CCCAUCCUUAGAAGCUGCAUUUAAAGAAGAAAAAAUAUCACAAAAAAAUUAAAAACAAAAGACUCCCCAUUUGAAGGAGAGAAGGGGAGAGGGUGGAAGAGAAGCUCCAAUCCCCUUCUCGCAAUCUCUCCCCCCAAAUUUUGUGUCUCGUUUCUUUUAAUCCUUGAUAAGAUCCAACCUUUCCGGCCGGCGCCGCCAUGGGAACCGAGGUCCUCCGCCCCCAGGACUGUCUCAUCCGCCCCGGCCCAGCCCUCUUUCCCCGCCGGAAACCCAAUCCCCGCGCCUUCCGAAAGCCAGCGUCGAAACGCCUCGAGGGCUCCCCGAAGCUGGCCAAGACAGCCGGCGGUGAGGACAGGAAGAAAGGCUGGGCAGCGGAAUGCCGCACGGCGGCCGCCAGAAACGGUGGAGAGUGGGAUUUGGCGGCGUUCGGGACGGGGAGGUUGGCGCCGGACAUGAUCCCAAAGCAGGUCAGGCUAAGGAAGGCGGUGGAUGUGUACGCGGGCGCGGGGUUCGCAAACUCGCCGUCGCCGAGGGCGCUGCCGCUGCCGAGAUUCUGGGGGAGGAUGCCAGCGCCGGCGAUCGUCGUGCACGAUUCGGCGACGAGAGAUCUCAGGCGACUGCUGCGGCUGGAAUGAUAUAAAUUGGUGGGGGAAAAUUCAUGUAGAGGUCGAGAUAUCUUUCUUUUAUUCAUUAAUGAUGACGUGUCAGAUCGAGAAUUUCCGUAGAAAAACGGAAGGAGAACAAGGCCUGUAAUUUGAAGGCAAAAAAAAAAAAAAAGACCAGAUUUAAU